Molecule: messenger RNA, 1155 nt
Organism: Trichomonas vaginalis G3
Lineage: Eukaryota; Parabasalia; Trichomonadida; Trichomonadidae
Product: phage tail repeat-like family
Exons: 1
Coding region: 1-1155 (384 amino acids)
Source: RefSeq, a predicted model, not a curated record
AUGUCAAAUGAAACAGCGUCUAUGAGAGAAAUACAACACAACCGACAACUCAUUGUACAAGCUCUAAAUAAGAACACAACAAACUUUUCAAACUAUUCUAAGAUAUCUGAGUCAUUGAAAGAAGGAAACUUAAAACUGACGAUAAACCCAUUGACAGACGAGUUUCUGUUUCAAGACAGUAAGAACCAUACUGUUUGUAUAAAUCCAACAAAAAGAACUUUAAACGAGAAACCUAUAGAUGAACUUCUUUUGAAAGCAGAUGUUGGCAACAAAGCUGACAAAGAGUAUGUUGACGAUGAGUUAGCACGUGUGGCUAGUGCGUUAGUGAAGAAGGCAGAUAAGGAAUAUGUGGAUGAAAAGGAUGAAAAAAUUAAAGAAAUGGUUGAAUGGUACCAUGAACGGACAACAAAGAUUUUAGAAGGUAAAGCCAAUACAGGGUGGGUUUCAGGAUGUUUAGACCUUAAAGCUGACAAAACAUAUGUUAACGAUGAGUUAAAGAAGAAAGCAGACUCGACAUGGAUAGCUGGAUAUGUAGAUGCAACAAAAAAGUAUAUUUUCGCAUGGACAGAAGGAACAUACUCACAAAAAUAUCAUAGACAUAGCAUCUCUGACGUAAAUGAACUUGAAGAAAAGUUAUAUACAAAAGCAGACAAAACAUAUGUUAACGAUGAGUUAAAUAAAAAAGCUGACAAAACAGAGCUUCAAACGUUAAAGACAGAAAUACUUCAAACACUAUAUCCUAUAGGUUCUAUUUACACGUCAAUGAACUCUACCAGACCAGAAGUAGUACUUGGUCUCGGAACUUGGACUCAAAUAGUCGACAGGUUUUUGUAUUGUGCAAACUCUUCAAAGGAAACAGGUGGAAGUAAAACGAUUUCAGGUGAAAACCUACCUGCACACAGUCACUACAUAGAUUUAAGUACAUCUCAAGCAGGUUGGCAUAAGCAUAGAUAUUGGGAUUGGUCAGGAAUGAUAAAAGGUAAAGGAUAUGAUGUUAAAGACAACGUUAAGUUUGCUAUAGAUUGUUACUGGAGUAACACUGAGGGAGGAGGAAACCAUAUACAUCGCGUUUCAGGGUAUACGCAAACAACAGGACAAAGUAAAGACUACAUGCCACCUUACAUGACAGUUUACGCAUGGUAUAGAAAUGCUUAG